This is a messenger RNA of Paramormyrops kingsleyae, 418 nucleotides long. It is a transcript of the gene cript, whose product is annotated as cysteine-rich PDZ-binding protein. Gene Ontology annotation, biological process: cytoplasmic microtubule organization. NCBI's taxonomy places the organism in Eukaryota, Metazoa, Chordata, Actinopteri, Osteoglossiformes, Mormyridae. The record is from RefSeq and is a predicted model, not a curated record. Gene Ontology annotation, cellular component: dendrite. Gene Ontology annotation, molecular function: PDZ domain binding; microtubule binding.
GUAACACAUCCGGAACACCGCCACUACCUAAAGGUCUCCACGGAAACGCAGCACUCCAAUCUCGUGCCGAGAGGAAGCGGAAGUGCUGUGUGUGAGAUUAUCAGUUGUUGUUAUUGACGCCAUGGUUUGUGAGAAAUGUGAGAAAAAGCUGGGCCGUGUCAUCACACCGGACACGUGGAAAGAUGGAGCCCGAAACACUACUGAGAGCGGGGGGCGCAAGCUGAAUGAAAACAAGGCCUUGACUUCAAAAAAGGGAAGGUUUGAUCCCUAUGGGAAAUCCCGCUUCGCCAUCUGCCGCAUCUGUAAGAGCUCCGUGCACCAGGCCGGCUCCAACUUCUGCCAGGGCUGCGCUUAUAAGAAAGGGAUCUGCGCCAUGUGUGGGAAGAAAGUCCUGGACACCAAAAACUACAAGCAGACG